AUGCGUCUAAUUCUGCUUUCGGAUCUUUUGUUAUACACAACUACCAUGGGCAUCACCACCAAAUGGCACACGGCUAAACAGCACUUCUUCCGACCAAGCUUCGUUUUUUGUUUUUUUGGGGAAUCACUUCUAGACUCUAGCAUGUUUUCCCUUCCCAAGCACAUCAUGAAAAAUCUUUUACCUUGUUUCUCAUUACAUGUGCCCCCCUGGACAAAAUAG
Messenger RNA from Ustilaginoidea virens, 219 nucleotides. RefSeq lists its product as uncharacterized. The transcript is spliced from 2 exons. Bases 1 to 219 code for a protein of 72 amino acids. The record is from RefSeq and is a predicted model, not a curated record. NCBI's taxonomy places the organism in Eukaryota, Fungi, Ascomycota, Sordariomycetes, Hypocreales, Clavicipitaceae.